Messenger RNA from Epinephelus fuscoguttatus (brown-marbled grouper), 3704 nucleotides. RefSeq lists its product as uncharacterized. Lineage: Eukaryota; Metazoa; Chordata; Actinopteri; Perciformes; Serranidae. The transcript has 13 exons. Bases 36 to 3113 code for a protein of 1025 amino acids. The record is from RefSeq and is a predicted model, not a curated record.
AGAGAACCUCGAGACAGAGGUGAGUUUGAGGCAGCAUGGCCUUCACGCUGGUGCUUCUGCUUCAGCUGCUCCUGGUCUCACUGGCAUCUGCAUCACAUCAGCAAGGGGGGUACAAAGGCUUCAGCUUCAAAGGAAGAAAUCCUGAUGGAACCUUUAGGGUGAAAUUUCGUAGCAGGGAAACCUAUGAUGGCUGUAGAUACACCACCUGGAACUGUUACACUGGCAACUGUGGCUCUAGAACCAUAAAUCAACAAGGUGUAAUUGACAGCAGAAACUAUGCAUCAGGACAAGACUGGUGUGAAACUGAAAGAGUCAUUACCAGAAAUGUCCCAAGUGACAAACCCUUUCAAUUGCGGCAAAUCGGCUGUUGUUGGGUCAGAACGCGGAACGGGCUCAGUGAUACAAGACAACUAACCUCAGUGGAUUUGGGAUCAAGAUCUGACACUGGAAAACCAAACAAUUCACCAGACAUUGGAAUUCUACCUUUCCUACGGGUUCCACAGAACUGCCCACGGACAUACAAGCUGAUGUCCUCUGAUCCUGAUGGUGACAAUGUUCGAUGCAGAUAUGGAAAUAUAAGAAACAUAGAGUGUAGCACGUGUGACCAGCCUUCAGGCUUUGAUUUAGAUCAGGGUUCUUGCUCAUUACACUACCGCUCUGCCAGUGCCAACAACAAUAUUUAUGGAUUUGAGAUGGUGGUGGAGGACUUCCCACAAAACCCCAUCACUCUGGCCUACAGUGAUGGAUCCCGAGUCGCCAAGAUUCCACUGGCUGUGAGCAGGAAGAAACGAUCCUACUAUCAUGCAACUACCCCAUGGGGGUGGCAUUAUACCUCACUGCCCACCACAGCCUCGCCAAGAUACCCAACCGCAAGGUGGUGGCAUUAUACAACUCCUCCCACCACAACCACAUCAAGACCCACAACCUCAUGGCGGUGGUGGCAUUCUACGACCCCAUGGUGGCCUUGGCAUACUACAACCACAACCACACCAAGACCCACAACCCCAUGGCGGUGGUGGCAUUCUACGACCCCAUGGUGGCCUUGGCAUACUACAACCACAACCACACCAAGACCCACAACCCCAUGGCGGUGGUGGCAUUCUACAACCCCAUCGUGGUCUUGGCAUACUACAACCACACAAAGACCCACAACCCCAUGGCGGUGGUGGCAUUCUACGACCCCAUGGUGGCCUUGGCAUACUACAACCACAACCACACCAAGACCCACAACCCCAUGGCGGUGGUGGCAUUCUACAACCCCAUGGUGGCCUUGGCAUACUACAACCACAACCACACCAAGACCCACAACCCCAUGGCGAUGGUGGCAUUCUACAACCCCAUGGUGGUGGCAUACUACAACUACACCAAGACCCACAACCCCAUGGCACUGGCAUCCUACAACUACACCGAGACCCACAACCCCAUGGUGGUGGCAUCCCACAACUACACCAAGACCCACAACCCCAUGGCGAUGGUGGCAUUCUACAACCCCAUGGUGGUGGCAUACUACAACUACACCGAGACCCACAAACCCAUGGUGGUGGCAUCCCACAACUACACCAAGACCCACAACCCCAUGGUGGUGGCAUCCCACAACUACACCAACACACAGACACACACACCCAUGGUGGUGGUGGCAUUUUACAACCCCAUGGUGGACUACAACCCCAAGAACACCUGCAACCAGCCCUGAACACCCACUCAGCCAACAAACGUUGCAGUUCUCCUUUCUUGUGGACCCAGCUGCUCCCUCAUGUCAGGAGGGGCUUUACUUGCCAAAGCUUGUGCAUCCAACACCUAAUAAUGGAGCACGCUUUCAAGUAGAGGCCAACAAAGAAGUAGAGCUCAGGGUCAAGGCACUAGCUACAUAUGGAAUAAUAAAUAAUGUCAUCAUCAGUGGACCACUGAAUAUCAGCAAGCACAGGAACACACAUGGCGAGUUUGUCAUUAGGUGGACGCCUGUACCAGAUGACGUGGGAGAACAUUUCCCCAUCUGCUUUGCUGUUGAAUCAGUGACUGGGUCUCGGGUCUAUCAGUCUGAGAUGAGGUGUGUUCUGGUGGAGGUCCAUAGGGAGCUGGUUAAAGCCAAUGUGAUCUGCGAUGAGUCCACAAUGACAGUCGAGGUUGAAAAAGCUUCCUUCCCUCGACUCCAUGAAGAUCAUUUGCGACUUAAUGAUCCUGUCAACACAGCCUGCAGCCUCCAGACAAACUCCAACAGCACUCACAUUAUUGCUGUGGUCCCCCUCAAUGCUUGUGGCACUCAGAUAGAGGAAGAUGAAGACGACCUAACUUUCAAGAAUGAAAUCACCACACUUGACAACAUAGGAGAUCUAAUCACCAGGAAACACAUGGUGGAGGUGCAGUUCUCCUGCAAGUACCCCAGACGUGGAAAUGUGACACAGAGCUUCUCAGUGCACAGGAAGAAUGUCACAGUGCAUGAGACGGGCUUUGGCACUUUCACCUACCAAUUUGAAUUCUAUCCCACCAACCAAUACCGAACCAUGGUUGAUCCAAAUUCAUACCCUCUGGAGUAUGACGUAGGGAGCGAGAUUCACAUGCAGAUAGAGGCCACCUCCACAGUCAACAACACCGAGCUGUUUGUGGAGUCCUGCAGAGCUGCACCAUAUGACAACCCAAACUACCAGCCAACCUACUCCAUCAUUGAAAACGGGUGUAAUGUGGACCCGACUGUUGUUGUCCAUCCAUCCUCCCAUGAUAGAGAAUUCCGGUUCAGCAUGGAGGCCUUCAAGUUCAUCGGCAUGUAUGACCAGGUGUACAUCAGCUGUUCGGUCAUGAUGUGUGAAGCAGGGGUCCCCGACACCAGGUGCUCGCAAGGAUGCAUCAAUUCAGUAUCAGUGCCGGGCAAUCUAAUCACAAGCCGCCGCAAGAGACAGGCUGUCACUCAGAGUUUAAGGCACUUGGUUUCCCAGGGUCCCCUGCGCUUUAGGAGGUCAGCAGAGAGCACUGGAAACCCAGGGAUAAACUUGAACCUGAACUUGGUAUUCAUUGCUGGAUGUCUUCUUGCAGCUGUUGGCAUGAUCAGUGCAGUGGUCAUGUACAAAGCCAAAAUGUCCAGGGUCAGAUACCAACCAUUGCCCAGAUAUGACAGUUAAGACAGCUGUGUGUGCAAAACACCUAUUCUGUCUUAGAUACUGCCAUGUGUAACAUCACAUAUUAAGGUAUUGACAGAGCUGCAAUAUGCAUUAAGAUUUUUAACCCAAUGAAGGCAGUGCAGCAUUACUUUUUGCUUUGACUACAUAAAGCUUUUUGGUUAGUUUUACUAUCAGAUUGAGUUAUCAAGUAUCUAGUUAUGUGUGCAGUUAAAAGAAUUAAUUUUAUAUCUACACCUUUAGAAAUACAGCUAUAUGACAGAAAAUAUUUAGUGAGGAACAAUUAACCAGAAAGGAAGUUUUAUAUUAAUCAGCACUGAAAGGAUGAUCAACCAGUACUGCAACUGCUAGCUGACUUUUCACUUGUAGUGUAACCUUGUAACCCUAUCUUUUCAAACGCAUCUACUAUUAUGUAUCCCAGUAUGAUUUAAAACAAGUAUCUUGAUCUAUACAUGUAGUCCUACCUAGUCAUAAUCACCAUAAUCAGUCCUGUGUCAAAUGUUAUCAUUACAUGUCAAAGCCCUUUACAGCUUAACCAAAGUCAAUUAUGAUUCACUUGCUAAAUGUAUCAAUAAAAACAUUUAUUCUCUUACA